Messenger RNA from Ilex paraguariensis (yerba mate), 155 nucleotides. The record is from the annotation of a GenBank genome assembly. Lineage: Eukaryota; Viridiplantae; Streptophyta; Magnoliopsida; Aquifoliales; Aquifoliaceae.
AUGGAAGAAAGGUUCAAGGAAAUGGUGGCAAGUAAGGGCUUAGAGGCCGCUGAUCACAGUGAAAUCAGUGACCUGGACUGGGAAAGCACCUUCUUCUUGCGCCAUCUUCCUGUUUCAAACCUCUCUCAGACCCCUGAUCUUGAAGAAGAUUACAG